CAAGCAGCAGGAUGGCUAUCGGUGGCUUGAUUUCGAACCGGAACUUCGGUUCCUUCAUCGGCUCAGGCAAUGGCUUUCAGAACGAAAGAGGUACUUUGUACCAGAGACUAGGAAUAAAUGGUACAAAAUCAAAUGCAUUGUGCCGUAGUCAUAAGUCACGGAAGAUUUCACCUCUGCAAGCUGGUUUACAGCAUGAACUGGGACACAGGAGAGGUUUUCAGUGUUUCCUUCCACCAACAAUGGACAGUAGAUUUAGGUUUAGGAACAAUAUCAAGGUAAACAGAUUUCGUGCUCACUACAAAUCAGAGGAGUCAGAUAUUACCGAAGGAGUUGUGGACUCACUGCCAUCAGCGGAUGGGUCAGCUGAAGCUGUUUUAGUCGAAGGCAAUCUACAGAACGCAUCCCCAUGGUGGCAGCAGUUUCCUAGACGCUGGGUGAUCGUGCUGCUUUGCUUUGCUUCAUUUCUUCUAUGCAACAUGGACCGUGUGAACAUGAGCAUUGCGAUUCUUCCCAUGUCACAAGAAUAUAGCUGGAACAGUGCAACAGUUGGCUUAAUUCAGUCCUCUUUCUUCUGGGGAUAUCUACUUACUCAGAUUCUGGGAGGUAUAUGGGCAGAUAAGUUUGGCGGCAAGGUGGUUUUAGGUUUUGGUGUUGUCUGGUGGUCCAUUGCCACCAUUAUGACUCCUAUUGCUGCGAAGCUUGGUCUCCCCUUUUUGCUUGUCGUGCGGGCGUUCAUGGGCAUUGGCGAGGGUGUUGCUAUGCCUGCUAUGAACAACAUGCUUUCUAAAUGGAUCCCUGUCUCAGAGAGAAGCAGAUCGCUUGCACUAGUCUACAGUGGCAUGUAUCUCGGUUCUGUCACAGGAUUGGCAUUCUCUCCUAUGCUGAUCCACAAGUUCGGAUGGCCAUCUGUUUUCUACUCCUUUGGCUCCCUUGGAAGUAUAUGGUUUUUGCUAUGGCUAAAAUAUGCAUAUAGCUCUCCCAAGGAUGACCCGGAGCUAAGUGAAGAAGAAAAGAAGGUCAUACUCGGAGGAAGCAAACCACGGGAACCUGUGACAGUCAUUCCAUGGAAGCUGAUACUGUCUAAACCCCCUGUAUGGGCUCUCAUAAUUUCCCACUUCUGCCAUAACUGGGGAACAUUCAUACUAUUGACAUGGAUGCCCACAUAUUACAAUCAGGCAUGGAGUUCAGCUUCACUUUACUUCCCUAUGGUUGAAUAUUCUUACAGACAAGUGAAAAGACUCCUGUCUAUCGUCUUGAAGUUCAACCUCACUGAAUCUGGGCUCCUAUGCGUGUUACCAUGGUUUACGAUGGCUGUAUUCGCUAAUAUUGGAGGUUGGAUUGCUGAUACUCUCGUGAGCAGAGGUCUUUCGAUUACGGCCAUAAUGCAAUCGAUUGGUUUUCUGGGUCCUGCCUUCUUCCUGACUCAGCUGAGCCGUGUCAAAACUCCAGCAAUGGCGGUUCUCUGCAUGGCAUGCAGUCAGGGCUCUGACGCAUUCUCGCAGUCGGGUCUCUACUCUAAUCAUCAAGACAUUGGCCCACGCUACGCUGGUGUACUACUUGGACUUUCAAACACAGCAGGAGUCCUCGCUGGUGUCUUUGGCACUGCAGCUACUGGCUACAUCCUCCAACGAGGCUCAUGGGACGAUGUGUUCAAAGUAGCUGUUGCGCUGUAUUUAAUUGGAACUCUGGUCUGGAACCUGUUCGCUACCGGAGAGAAGGUUCUCGAC
Messenger RNA from Thlaspi arvense, 1727 nucleotides. Lineage: Eukaryota; Viridiplantae; Streptophyta; Magnoliopsida; Brassicales; Brassicaceae. The record is from the annotation of a GenBank genome assembly.